Molecule: messenger RNA, 3383 nt
Organism: Arabidopsis arenosa
Lineage: Eukaryota; Viridiplantae; Streptophyta; Magnoliopsida; Brassicales; Brassicaceae
Source: the annotation of a GenBank genome assembly
CUAGAUCUCUUCAUUCAACCGAAGAUGCGUGAGAUUCUUCACAUCCAGGGUGGUCAAUGCGGUAACCAGAUCGGAGCCAAGUUCUGGGAAGUGGUUUGCGCCGAGCACGGCAUCGAUCCAACCGGAAGGUACACCGGAGACUCAGAUCUGCAACUUGAGCGCAUCAACGUUUACUACAAUGAAGCCAGUUGCGGUAGAUUCGUUCCUCGUGCUGUGCUCAUGGAUUUGGAGCCUGGGACUAUGGAUAGUCUCAGAUCUGGACCGUACGGUCAGACCUUUCGACCUGAUAACUUCGUCUUUGGUCAAUCCGGUGCUGGUAACAACUGGGCCAAGGGUCACUACACUGAAGGAGCUGAGCUAAUCGAUUCCGUUCUCGAUGUUGUUCGUAAGGAGGCUGAGAACUGUGACUGUCUCCAAGGGUUCCAGGUUUGUCAUUCGUUGGGAGGAGGAACUGGAUCUGGAAUGGGAACACUGUUGAUUUCUAAGAUCCGUGAAGAGUACCCAGAUCGAAUGAUGCUCACAUUCUCAGUUUUCCCUUCACCAAAGGUUUCGGAUACUGUGGUUGAGCCUUACAACGCUACUUUGUCUGUUCAUCAGCUUGUUGAGAAUGCUGAUGAGUGCAUGGUUCUUGAUAACGAGGCCUUGUACGAUAUUUGCUUCAGGACUCUCAAACUCACUACCCCCAGCUUUGGUGAUUUGAACCACUUGAUUUCUGCCACUAUGUCUGGUGUGACUUGCUGUCUGAGGUUCCCUGGUCAGCUCAACUCUGACCUCCGUAAGCUUGCUGUGAAUCUCAUCCCUUUCCCUCGUCUUCACUUCUUCAUGGUGGGUUUUGCUCCUCUCACCUCAAGAGGUUCUCAGCAGUACCGUUCCCUCACAGUACCUGAACUCACCCAGCAAAUGUGGGACUCCAAGAACAUGAUGUGUGCUGCUGACCCAAGACACGGACGCUACCUCACAGCCUCUGCUAUGUUCCGUGGCAAGAUGAGCACCAAGGAAGUUGACGAACAGAUGCUGAAUGUGCAGAACAAGAACUCGUCUUACUUUGUCGAGUGGAUCCCCAACAACGUGAAAUCAACGGUCUGUGACAUCCCACCUACUGGUCUGAAGAUGGCUUCCACUUUCAUUGGUAACUCAACAUCGAUCCAAGAGAUGUUCAGGCGUGUGAGUGAGCAGUUCACAGCUAUGUUCAGGAGGAAGGCUUUCUUGCAUUGGUACACAGGAGAGGGAAUGGACGAGAUGGAGUUCACAGAAGCAGAGAGCAACAUGAACGAUCUUGUAUCAGAGUACCAGCAAUACCAAGAUGCCACUGCAGAUGAAGAAGGUGACUACGAGGAUGAGGAAGAAGGAAGUUUCUCUUUUGGAAUCGGUGGAAUCAGUGAAAUGGGUAUCUCAAAUUGGGUUUUCUCAGUAAUUUCUGCAACUACCCUUUUCGUUUCGUGCUCGUUUGCUCUCACUCUUGAUGGAUUUGCUCUUUUGGAAUUGAAGAGUGGAUUUAAUGAUACUAGGAACUCUUUAGAGAACUGGAAAGAUUCAGAUGAGUCUCCUUGUUCUUGGACUGGUGUCUCCUGUAAUCCUCAAGACCAGAGAGUUGUCUCUAUAAACUUACCAUACAUGCAACUAGGAGGGAUAAUAUCUCCUAGCAUUGGAAAGCUUAGUAGAUUGCAGAGACUGGCACUUCAUCAGAACAGCUUACACGGGACAAUUCCUAAUGAAAUCACCAACUGCACUGAGCUCAGAGCUAUGUAUUUGAGGGCAAAUUUUCUUCAAGGCGGGAUUCCACCGGAUCUCGGCAACCUUACAUUUCUUACUAUAUUGGAUCUAUCAAGCAAUACACUGAAGGGUGCUAUUCCUUCUUCAAUUAGUAGAUUGACGCGAUUACGCUCCUUGAACUUGUCAACCAACUUUUUCUCUGGCGAGAUCCCGGAUAUUGGAGUUCUCAGCAGAUUCGGGGUCGAAACAUUUACCGGUAAUUUGGAUCUUUGUGGCCGGCAAAUUCGCAAGCCAUGUAGAUCAUCGAUGGGUUUCCCUGUAGUUCUUCCUCAUGCAGAAAAUCCUCCAAAGCGAUCAUCGCGCUUGAUUAAAGGAAUUUUGAUUGGAGCAAUGUCUACAAUGGCUCUUGCAUUCAUUGUGAUCUUUGUAUUCCUAUGGAUUUGGAUGCUCUCAAAGAAGGAAAGAACAGUAAAGAAGUACACAGAAGUCAAGAAACAAAAGGAUCCAUCCGAAACAAGUAAAAAGCUUAUUACUUUCCAUGGUGAUCUUCCAUACUCCUCGACUGAGCUGAUCGAGAAGCUAGAGUCUCUUGACGAGGAAGACAUUGUGGGUUCAGGAGGAUUUGGCACGGUUUAUCGAAUGGUGAUGAACGAUCUUGGAACUUUUGCGGUUAAAAAGAUAGAUAGGAGUCGAGAAGGAUCAGACCGAGUUUUUGAGCGAGAAGUAGAGAUUUUGGGUAGUGUCAAACACAUCAAUCUAGUGAACCUACGUGGAUACUGCCGCUUACCGUCUUCAAGACUUCUCAUCUAUGAUUAUCUAACCUUAGGAAGCUUAGACGAUCUUCUCCAUGAACGAGCUCAAGAAGACGGUUUGUUGAAUUGGAAUGCUCGGUUGAGAAUAGCGCUAGGUUCCGCGAGGGGUCUAGCGUACUUGCACCAUGAUUGUAGUCCCAAAAUAGUUCACCGUGACAUAAAAUCGAGCAAUAUUCUACUCAAUGAUAAACUAGAACCUCGAGUCUCGGACUUUGGUCUUGCAAAGCUUCUUGUUGACGAAGAUGCACACGUAACCACCGUGGUAGCUGGCACCUUUGGCUAUCUUGCUCCAGAGUAUCUGCAAAAUGGGAGAGCAACGGAGAAAUCUGAUGUCUACAGCUUUGGAGUUCUUCUCCUUGAGCUCGUUACCGGAAAGAGACCAACAGACCCGAUAUUCGUCAAAAGAGGCUUGAAUGUCGUCGGAUGGAUGAACACUGUGUUGAAGGAGAAUCGAUUAGAGGAUGUAAUAGACAAGAGAUGCACCGAUGUAGACGAAGACUCUGUUGAGGCAUUGCUCGAGAUAGCAGCCAGAUGUACGGAUGCUAACCCAGAGGACAGGCCGGCUAUGAACCAGGUGGCUCAGUUGCUUGAGCAAGAAGUCAUGUCGCCUUCUUCUGGUAUCGAUUACUACGAUGAUUCUCAUUCCGAUUACUGUUAGGGCUUAUGCACGACUAAAGGUAACCAAGAAAUCACUAGGCCAGCGACGGUUUUUCGUUGUUGUUGCUGCGUUAUGAAUGUUGUGAUUUGGAAUCGAGAGGAUUUGUUUGUAAAUUAGAAAUGGAAGGUGGAGUAAAGAUUAUUGAGUGUGCAUUGUUCUUGUGCACUUUAUGAUUUUUGUAAUGAAAUUUUCGAUGCAAG